GUGUCGCGGGAGCCCUUAUAGCCCCGGCGCGGCCCCGCCGCCCGCCGCCCGUCACCAUGUCGAGCCGGCAGCAGACGGGAUCAACCAAUGUGGUUUACCAAGCCCAUCAUGUCAGCAGGAGUAAGAGAGGCCAAGUCGUCGGUACCAGGGGUGGAUUUCGCGGCUGCACGGUUUGGCUAACAGGCCUUUCUGGAGCUGGCAAGACUACCAUUGGCUUUGCUCUGGAAGAGUACUUGGUCUCUCAUGGCAUCCCUUGCUAUUCCCUGGAUGGUGAUAAUGUUCGGCAUGGCUUGAAUAAAAACCUGGGUUUCUCGGCUGGGGACCGCGAGGAGAACAUCCGCCGCAUCGCAGAAGUGGCCAGGCUGUUUGCUGAUGCUGGCCUCGUCUGCAUAACUAGUUUCAUUUCUCCUUUCACAAAGGAUCGUCAAAAUGCACGGAAAAUUCAUGAGGCAGCUGGACUUCCUUUCUUUGAAAUCUUUGUAGAUGCUCCUCUAAAUAUUUGUGAAAGCAGAGAUGUGAAGGGCCUGUACAAAAAGGCAAGAGCUGGAGAGAUCAAAGGAUUCACAGGGAUUGACUCAGAGUAUGAGAAGCCCGAGUCUCCUGAACUGGUCUUGAAAACGAAUGUUGCGUCAGUGUCUGAAUGUAUUCAGCAGGUUGUGGAGCUCCUCCAAACACAAAACAUCGUGCCCCAUGGCUCGAUUAAGGAUGUUCUCGAGCUGUUUGUACCUGAAAAUAAACUCGAUAGUGUCCGGGCUGAAGCAGAGAUGCUGCCAUCCGUCGAGAUCACUAAGCUGGAUCUGCAGUGGGUGCAGGUGCUGAGCGAAGGCUGGGCCACUCCGCUGACCGGCUUCAUGCGUGAGGCAGAGUACUUGCAAGUGAUCCAUUUUGGCACCCUGCUGAAUGACGGUGUGGUCAACCUGAGCAUCCCCAUCGUGCUGCCCAUCUCCACGGAGGACAAGAAGCGCCUGGAGGGCUGCGAGGCGCUGGCGCUCAGCUACGCGGGGCGGAGGGUGGCGGUCCUGCGGAGCCCCGAGUACUUCGAGCACAGGAAGGAGGAGCGCUGCGCCCGCGUCUGGGGCACCACCUGCGCCAAGCACCCGCACGUCAAAAUGGUGGUGGAGAGCGGAGACUGGCUGGUGGGUGGAGACCUCCUGGUGCUGGAGAAGAUCAAGUGGAACGACGGGCUGGACCAGUACCGCCUGACACCGCUCGCUCUCAAGCAGAAGUUCAGAGAAAUGAACGCUGAUGCCGUCUUCGCGUUUCAGCUGCGCAACCCCGUCCACAACGGGCACGCCCUGCUCAUGCAGGACACGCGGCGCCAGCUUUUGGAGAGGGGUUACAAAAACCCCGUGCUUCUCCUGCACCCCCUGGGAGGGUGGACCAAAGACGACGACGUCCCGCUGGAGUGGCGGAUGAAGCAGCACGCGGCGGUGCUGGAGGAGCAAGUCCUGGACCCCAAGUCGACCAUCGUUGCCAUCUUCCCCUCUCCCAUGCUCUACGCCGGCCCCACGGAGGUGCAGUGGCACUGCCGCGCUCGCAUGAUUGCUGGGGCCAAUUUUUACAUCGUGGGGCGCGACCCCGCAGGCAUGCCUCACCCCGAGACCAAGAAGGACCUCUACGAGCCCACGCAGGGAGGGAAGGUCCUCAGCAUGGCGCCGGGCCUCACCUCGGUGGAAAUCAUCCCCUUCCGGGUGGCUGCUUACAAUAAAUCCAAACGGGCCAUGGAUUUCUAUGACCCCCAAAGGCACAACGAGUUUGACUUCAUCUCGGGAACGCGCAUGAGGAAGCUUGCUCGAGAGGGUGAAAACCCACCAGAUGGCUUCAUGGCCCCCAAAGCUUGGAAAGUCCUAACCGAGUACUACCAGUCACUGGAAAAAAAGAAUUAACACUACUCCUCCCCCCCCCCCCCCCCCCUAGAAAUACUUGUAUUAAGAGUGAGCGAUGAUUGAUUGAUUUCCUACAACACAGAUCAGUUACUUGGCAUUUCCAGCGCUCUGACUGUAGGAUUUCCCUGCCCGGGUCAGAGUGGUUUUUUUCCGAAUCAGAAAUACUUCGAGCCUGCUCCUUCUGCCCCUGAAGCUGCCGGGCGCGUCCCCGUGGAGCCGGGAGGGAAGGGCAGCGGGCCCCUCAUUCCCAGCCGAGCGCUGCCCCCGGUUGGGCCUAGCUGGGUCAUUUUGGUGCCGCCGGGACCUCGGCACCAGGAUAAAAACGCGCCCGUCGCCUGCGCGGAGCAGAAACGGAGAAGUGCCUUUCCACUACCCCUCGCUCGGCGCUGCCCCCAGGGGCAGGAGCAGCUGCUGCUGCUGCUGAGGUGGGAGAGGGAAGUGGGCGCUCGCUGCUCAGCUCCAGUCGCUGCCCUUCGGGUUGUGCCUUCGAUUUUGCUGACAGCGGGAUUUUUUUAAAAGGAUUUUGUUUUAAUGAGCCUUAACCAGCACCAGUCCCUCGUGGCCGAGACGAUCCCUCACUGUUCUUCCUUGCUUCCCUCCUGCUCGACCUCGCCGGUCAAAACAAAACCUGGGCUCAGCCUUAACUGGUGCUCCGCGUUCAGCUUUGCUGCGGGGACUCUGCCGUGGCCAGCUGGGGGAAGCUGCCCUGCCAGGCACCGUCAAGCCCAGGGGAUCUCCGGGACAGCCGAGGGCAGCAGGCAGAAACCGAGGAUUGCUCUUCAGGCGCUUGUUGGGGGGUAUCCCCUUACCCCGGAGGAUGGGACCCCGCUUCCCUCUGCCCCUGCUCCCCCCACCCGAAUGAAAGGCGAGUCGGUGAAAUCGCAGCGUGAGGUGGGGCUGAGCGGCAAUAGCCAGUAAAACACGCGGGGCGGGGGGGGGGCUCAGUGCUUGCCCUCAUCCCUACCCGUAGCCCCGCGUGGCUCCCCGUGACCUGAUUUCGCUUUGGGGCGGCGACGGUGGCGCUGGCUGGGGGACGGGGGGAGGAUGGCAGCGAGGGGGUUUAGUGAGGGAAGACAACUGCGCGCUCGUUAGUGCUUGGCAAUCCACCUGAACGGAUGAUUUUUGUGCUCGGCCAUUCUUAGUUCCUGCCCCAGGACCGGUCAGAACGUGUUUCAAAUGGAAUGGAAGCAGCGUGCUCCUCUUCUUGCGCUUCAGUCUUGAUGAUGGCUCUGUGCUCAGUAAAACCAAUCGUGCUUCCGCUUGUAACUUAGGAUAGUGAGCUACCUGGCGUGCUAAAACCUGUUUUGCUGUGGCCGUGCUACUGUGUCCAAGACUAUGUCUGUGAUUGGGAAUAUUUUUGAAAAAGUCUUUUUUUUUGUUUGUCAACUGUUUUGGUGGGGUUUUUUUCUGUUGUUUUGUUUGGUUGGUUUUUUCUUUUUUUGUUUGGUUUUUUUUUUGUUUGUUUGUUUGGUUGUUUUUUUGGGUUUUUUUUUUUUUUUUUGGUAAUUUUUCUAAGUAUUGAGCAGAGAGCCCAAAGCUGUAUUAUACCUCAAGAAAAAUGCUGCAGCACCACCCGUGGCAGCAGCUGAAAGCACACUAGCACCAGUGCCUUUUACACUGGGGCCCUCUGGCAGGGACCUGGCAGACUAAAAGCAAUACUCCCAUCUACGCUUGCAAGAUUUGUCAUUUUUAAAUAGGGAAAUAGUGCUGUUGCUGUUCACCUUAAAAUAACCAAGUGGUUAAAAAACCCCCCAACCUGCAGUAAAUCCAAAUGGUUGCAGCAAAACACCAAUUUUGUAUUAUCCUUUGAAAAUAGCGUAGCGUACUGAUUACCUCUGAUUAAACUAGAGUAUGUGGACUAGGUUUUUUUUUAUUGUGUAUUUAUUAAAGACAUGAGACUGGAAUUUGUACCUCAACUGAUGCAUCUCAUGAUUUAAUAUAUUCUGAACUCGAUAUUCUGCUACAAACCCCUCACUUUUAGUACAAAUAAAUAUUUAUAUGUGGAA
Tyto alba (common barn owl) is the source of this 3892-nucleotide messenger RNA. It is a transcript of the gene PAPSS2, whose product is annotated as 3'-phosphoadenosine 5'-phosphosulfate synthase 2. Gene Ontology annotation, biological process: sulfate assimilation; 3'-phosphoadenosine 5'-phosphosulfate biosynthetic process. Bases 57 to 1886 code for a protein of 609 amino acids. The transcript has 12 exons. The record is from RefSeq and is a predicted model, not a curated record. Lineage: Eukaryota; Metazoa; Chordata; Aves; Strigiformes; Tytonidae. Gene Ontology annotation, molecular function: sulfate adenylyltransferase (ATP) activity; ATP binding; adenylylsulfate kinase activity.